Molecule: messenger RNA, 1800 nt
Organism: Seriola aureovittata
Lineage: Eukaryota; Metazoa; Chordata; Actinopteri; Carangiformes; Carangidae
Gene: rnf4
Product: ring finger protein 4
Exons: 8
Coding region: 339-986 (215 amino acids)
Biological process (GO): positive regulation of transcription by RNA polymerase II
Molecular function (GO): transcription factor binding; zinc ion binding
Source: RefSeq, a predicted model, not a curated record
GUAACCCCACCUGUCACCUCUUACCUGUCACUUGUACCUGACGCGUAGCCCGCAGUACACCUAUUAUACAACGUAACCAAACGUUAAGAUAGCAGCGCAACAGGAAACAGUUUGUAAAAGGCAAAAUAUUUUAUCACAACACCUGCUUUUAUGUACCUGCUACAGCUGCUGCUAGCUAACGGAGGCUAACAUCAUCAGGUUUUAUUUAAACACUGAAUUAAUGAAGUGUUAAGUGUCAGGAGGAUUAGACUGAAGCUAACUGGAGCUAUUUGAUGCCAACUAAAGCUAACUAAUGGGUCCUCAGUCCUUGGUCGUCAGUCCUUGGUGCCUCUGAUGAUAUGAGCAGCUCUGCUCAUAGGAGGAGGAGGACCGCAGGAAGUCCUCUGGUUUCCAGACCUAGCAGCAAGAACAGCAGAGCAGCUAACGCUAACAGAGUGGCUAGCAGGACGGCUGGCAGGACGGCUGGCAGGACAGUUAGAAGUACAGCUGACAGGAUGGCUAACGUUAGCAGGAUGGCUGAUGGUGACCUUGCCCCCCCCACAGAGACCAUUGAUGUGAUGGACAACACUGAGGACAUUGUGGAGGAGGUGGUUGAUUUGACCUGUGAAGGAUCAGAAGCUGCUGUGGUCGACCUCACAAACAACGACUCAGUGCUGCUGCUGGAUGAAGGUCCUCAGAACAGAAGAGUCCCCACAGGUGAGAGCUACAUCGUCAGCAGUGAUGAAGAUGAGGACACGUCUCCUGUCCUAAACGCUGCCAUAGUGUCCUCUGUUCACACUUCCAGGUCAACUCCGGGGACGAUCAGCUGUCCCGUUUGUUUGGACUCGUACUCUGAGAUCGUCGACAGCGGCCGAUUGGUUGUAUCCACUAAAUGUGGUCACGUAUUUUGCAGUCAGUGUCUGAGAGACGCUCUGACAUCAUCACACACCUGUCCUAACUGCAGGAAGAGACUCACCCAUCGCCAGUACCACCCCCUCUACAUUUGACAUCACUCUGACAUCACCACACACAUUUGCUGCUGUUGGACAACAUAUUUCCAGUGACAUCAUCAGUGACAUUAUCGGAUGUUUUUUGCUGCUGAAUUUUAUUUUUUAAUUUUUUUUGUGUUUUAUCAGAAACAUGAAACCUUCAGUCAGAGCUGAUUGAUUAUUGAUAUUUGAUUGAUGUCCCAUUCCUCAGUUUCCAGCUCAUCUUUGUUUUCAUCUGUUAAAUGUUUAUUUUCAUGUGUAAAAGUAGAAAUUAAUAAAUACAUUUAUUGACUGUGAAAACAGUUUGUGUUUUCUAAACUUCAUCAGAAGAACCAAUCAGAGACCACACCAGUACAUCAGAGUCCUGAGGUCUGUACUAUGAAGCAGGGUUUGAGGUCAUCAGGUAACUUCAGGUUUAACUCUUGGUUUUAAGUCCGACACUGGUGGUCCACUUGUGGCCAGGUAAAUCACCAUGGUAACUGGUGCUGAACUCCUAACCUGCUCCGUACAGCCAAACCACUGACCAAUCAGGUCACUGGAAACACUGAGUCAUCAUUUCUACGGGAGCCUGAUGGAAAUAAAAGAGUUCACAGGCGAUCAAUAAUAACGAUUAGUAGAUAUUCAUAUAAAUCAGUGGAAUCAUUUUGUUUUGUUUGUUCCAGACCAGCAAGUGUGAUCAUAUUGUUUACAUUUCACCUCAUUGGCUUUCACUUUAUGACAUCACUUUAACUGAACUUACCUGCAGGUGUUGGCAUGUCUUCUCAGAUCAUAUUAAGGACUUUACCCAUGGUUCUGACGAUGUUGAUUAUAAUUAAAAACCCUGCCUCUUUCA